This is a messenger RNA of Panthera uncia (snow leopard), 4641 nucleotides long. RefSeq names its product C-type lectin domain family 1 member A (gene CLEC1A). The coding region runs from base 742 to 1554 and encodes 270 amino acids. NCBI's taxonomy places the organism in Eukaryota, Metazoa, Chordata, Mammalia, Carnivora, Felidae. The transcript has 6 exons. The record is from RefSeq and is a predicted model, not a curated record.
CUUUGUUUCUGGAGAAGUCCAAUAGGGGAACACUUGUAAAGCUAAUACUGUCCCUAACUAGCUAUGUGACUUUACAACAACCGCUUCCUUCAGCUCACUGGACUUCAAUCUCCCUUUUCUGUAAAAUGGAAAAGCACAAUCAAUGAGAUGUUCUCGAAAUAGUUUCCGUGAUGACAUCCCACGUAUAUGACAUUUCAUACUACACAAUAUGCCCUCGCGGAAGAGGGAGGUCCUGUGGUCUGUUCUCUUUUCGUAAAGGCACAGAAGUCAACCUUCAUCUAAGUGACUCAGUGAGUGUAUGGUAGAUAAGAAACAGGUGAUACGUAUCUCUUCGGCCGAUUAUUACUCUGCAGAGCCUGAAGGAAUCUGUGUGUGAUUAUAAGGUCUUGCCCCCCCCCCCUUUUUUUUGCACUGUACUUACACAGGAAUUAUAAAUAAAUGAACAAAAGGGAUCCGAGAAGUGCAACCCUUCGAAAAUUGUUCAGACGGAGACCGCCCAAAUGAAAAACACAUGCUAUUUCCCCUCUGCCUGAGCAAUUUGGCAUUCCGCGUACAAGUUCCCAGGAGAGGGGCUGGGCCUCUCCAGGCAGGAACUGGAGCCAGAGGCUUCCCCUGCUACUCGCUGGGAUAGAAGAACAUCAGGAAUGACUUUCAGUGCAGUAGUUCCUGUGGUGCUCGCAGAAGCCACGCAGCUUGGGUGCAAUCAAACUGCGGCCCAGCCUCAUCCCUGCAGGAAUCCAGAUGCAGGCCAAGUACAGCAGCACAAGGGACAUGCUGGACGACGAUGGGGACACCGUCGUGAGUGUGCAUUCUCGAGCCUCGUCUCCAACCCAGCAGCCAGAGGCCGGACGCAAAGGGCACCGGCCUCCCUCCUCAGUUUGGCGACCAGUGGCCCUGACCCUGCUGACUCUGUGUUUGGUGCUGCUGCUUGGCCUGUUGGCCCUGGGGCUUGUGUUUUUCCAGUUCUACCAGCUUUCCAACACUCAGCAAGACAGCAUUUCUAACAAGGAAGAAAGAUUGGCGAAUCUCUCCCGACAGCUGCAGUCUCUCCAGACAAAGAACAGGAAGCUUGCAGAAAUUUUGCAGCGCGUGGCUGAAAAACUGUGUCGUGAGCUGUAUAACAAAACUGGAGAACACAGAUGCAGCCCUUGUCCAGAAAAAUGGAAAUGGCAUGGGGACAAAUGCUACCGAUUCUGUAGAGACAGCAAGAGUUGGCAAGGCUGUGAAUAUUUCUGCAUUGCAGAGAACGCCACCAUGCUGAAGAUAAACACGCAGGAAGUGCUGGAGUUUGCCAUGCCUCAGAGCUACUCUGAGUUUUUCUACUCUUAUUGGACAGGGCUAUCCCGCAAUGGCAGCGGACAGGCGUGGCUAUGGACCGAUGGAACCCCGUACUCCUCUGAACUGUUGGAGAUUAUAAUAGAUUUCACCAGCCUAAGAAGCAGGGACUGUGUGACCAUCCUCAAUGGGAAGGCUUUCUCAAAGGACUGCAAAGAGUUGAGGCGGUGUGCGUGUGAAAGAAAGGCUGCAGCAGUGAAGCUUGAGAGUCUCCAUUAGCCUCUUUGAGCCAUUACGUGGAGGUGAUUGACUCUUCCGCCAUAAAGGUGAUGUCAAGCUCCCUUCAGGGAAAUUGAAGAUCAGAACAAAAGUCAAUUUCUUUAUGGGCACCUGUAAUAAUUUGGUUUCAGUUCCUUUUUUUCUCCUAUUGGAGCCAUGUUUGUACAACAAAGCAGCAAAAUGGUUUGAGCCAAGCAAGGUCAUUGCAAAGGAUAUUCGAGACAUUGGGAAAUGGAAAAAAAGGAGGAAAGGCAGUUUCUCUGACAGGUACAAGAAACACUUUCCUGUUUCCUGCUCAAGAUUGCCAGCAUUUCUGAGCUUGGGUUCAUGCAAAUGUUUAUGAGUCACAAAGAAGUCCUAUCUGCAUACCACCCACCAGUCGCAGACUUUCGUAAAGUUGUAAUCUACCUUCUUGACCUAGAGAUGCUUUCCAGCGUUCUUCCUUCUCAUCAUCUAAUAUCAUCUGCCUUUUUCCAUGUCUUCCUUAAUAUUUGGAGAAGUGAGAAACUUACUGAAGUAGAGGAAAUAAAGGUGUGUAACAUUCUUUACUCCAAAGGUCAAGUAGACCAUGAGAAAUUAGCAGUCAUUUUCUAUACAACGUUCUUAAAUACAGAACUAAUUCUUUCUGUUUCUGUUUGCUUCAGUCGUACUUUUCCCUUCCUACUCUCUCAAUAAAGCCCCCAUCUGCCAUGUCUAGGGCUUGCUUCCCACUGGGAUAACUCUCUUUAUUAGAAUCUUAACUUCUUAUGAACAUACCUCCCCAUGUUCACUUAAGACUCCAACAAUUAUCUCCUUUCCUGAGGAAUUUCUUCCAAGAAAGAAAUAUUCUCAGCUCAGUUUUGUAUCCCAGUUACUGCCCCAAUCCUCCCUUCAGAGAGAUUGAAGACCAGAGCAAAUGUCAGUCUCUUUAUGUGAAUCUAAUCAUGUGAGUCUUUAAUCAUUUCCUAUUUUCUUCCAUUUGAUCCAUGCUUAUGCCUUUCAGGUACUGAAGAUUUAAUAAUAAUAAAUGUAAAUAAUGUGAAAUGUAUGUGAUUUGAGAAUAGAUUUGUGAUUUGGGGAAAUUUUCAGCGUGGAGAUGUUCUUCAAACUAUGAUAGCAACCUGUGUUUUGGUUGUUUGUGCCUUACAGAGAGUUUGUAGAGACUGUACAAGAGUACUGAUUAUUUGAUCACUGGAAGAAGAUAAGUCUUUGAGAGGCACACUGAUUUCAAGAAGGUGGUUUUAGCACUUUCCUGAGAUGAAAUCUUUUGAGGCAAGCUGGUCAUCAACACAGGGCUAAAGAUAAGUCAGGGAAAUUUUAAUAGGUUGAGUUAUCCAAUCAGGUCCUGGAAAGGGGAAGAGAGACUGUGACAUUUGCACACAUCACUGGUUUGUUGUGUAAGCAUUCCUUUCUCAGGAAGCCAAUAUGCACAAUCAUAACAGGAGUCAUGGUAAAUAACACCAUCACAACCACUGACUGUUGGUUUAUGGAAAAAUCAAUUCUAAGGGUUUCAUGCUAGAAAGGAUCAUCUAUUAUAAAUCUUUAUUUGUCAGCAGUGGAAACUGGGGUGUUUUAGUUUUAUUUUCAGUAAGCAUCUAUCUCAUGGUAAAAUAUUAAGUUAGCAAUCAUGAUAAAGAGAAUAUUUCUGUAUUCAUUUUCAUAAGACUGCAUUACUUAGCAAUCACUACUUGUGGAUUGCUUACUUAUGAGUUAAUUUUCUUUUCAAUUUUCUGUCGAUUCGUCAGGAAAUGUCUUCAGCGUUGAACAAACUUUGUCUUGAUUUAUUGUGUUGUGCAAAAAUAAUUGCACCUGUGGCCAUAAAAUGAGAUGUUUUAGAUCCCCUAUACUGAUUCAUUAUUGGGCAAAUCACUUUACCUCAUGAAGUUUAUUUCAUUAAGUAUGAAGUGGAAAUGUUUGUAAUUUUCUCGUGGUGCUGUUGUUGGCUGAACUGGGGUAAAUAUGAAAUUAGUUUUACAAUCUAAAUUGCAAUAUGAAAUGUAAACGACAUUAACAACACGUAAAAAAAGGAUUUAGUGUUUUCUUUUAAAGUUUAUUUAUCUAUUUUGACAGGGACACUGUGAGCAGGAGUGAUGCAGAGAGACAGGAAGGAUCCUUGGGAGAGGAUCCCAAGUAGGCUUUGUGCUCUCAGCAGGGCUGGAUCCCAUGAACCAUGAGAUCAUGACCUGAGCAGAAACCAAGAGUCGGACGCUCAACUGACUGAGCCAUCCAGGCACCCCUAUUUUUUUUUUACAUAAGGGACCACAAAAAAGUAUAAGCAACCCUUUUUGGAUAUUUGUAUUCUUUAGUAAAUUAUCGAGAGUCACUUACAUUAGGAAGAUGUGGAGAUUACCAAAUGUUUUUUAUGAUGAGUGCAGAUACUUAAUGAAUGCAAUUAAUAAAAUAGGCACAUAACAAGAAAUGUGGUUUAGGACUUUAGUUAAGCAAUUAAGUGUUAUUUAAGUUUUGUGACCACAGGAAGAAAACAUGGUUAAUAUGACAAAGUCAAAUUAUUUUGUGGACUAAGUUGUAAAACAGGGACAUGGGACACAUCGUUUUGACCCCUGGCAUCCUACAUAACUGCAGUCUAGGUCAGGGUUGAAUGACAAGUGUCUCUUUAAAUGCCAUUGCUUUAAAGAGACUAGCUGCCUGGAAAGUGGGUGUUGAAAAGUGUUCUCCCUUCAAAUCUGCAACCUAAGGGAAAGUGUCACUUUAGAUAGUGAAGAGGGAAAAAAUAGCAUUUACUUGACAUUCUUGCUAUUCUUAACCCUAUUUCUUUCCAUAUUUGCCCUCGGUCCCAUCAUCUGUAUCACACAACUUGCGACACUGAUCACAAUAUGAGCAGAUAUUUCGAAAGAACAGAAAUAUAGUAGGGCACAACAUUUUCUCCCCAUUUUUUAAAUACUUAAGAAUAGGAAAUAGGGGCUCUUGGGUGGCUUAGUUGGUUAAGCAUCAGACUCUCGAUUUCAGCUCAGGUCACUGUCUCAUGGCUAAUGAGAUCGAGCCCCGCAUCAGGCUCCCCGCUGAGAGUGGAGCCUGCUUGGAAUCCUCUUUCUCUCUUUUUCUCAAAAAAAAAAAAAAAAAAAAAAGAAAAAAAGGAAAUAAUCAUGA